UGAGUGAGAGUAGUGAGGUCGAUUUCAACUCUAUAAAUAUACCCAUUUGUUCUGUAUAUUUUUCAGACCAAACCUUCACGGAAGAAUCUCAUAUUUAUCUCACCAAUUAGCAAAUAGCAAUGUUUACAUCUAAUUACGGCAAUUCCACCAUAACUUUCAAUCCCAUCACCUCCAAAUACUCGAUCAACUUUGCCGGGAAAACCAUAGAAACAACCGUCACAGACAAAGCUAGCAUCGUAGAUGAAUGGGUUCGGGAAAUGCUUUCAAUAUGUGGCGGAAAAGCCGUUGUUGUGGGCUUAGACAUUGAAUGGAGGCCGCAUCCGAUACGUUCGAUGAGCAACAAGUCGGCGACGCUUCAACUUUGCAUAGACCAAAAGUGCCUGAUCAUUCAACUAUUCUACCUGGACUACAACCCACAAUCCAUAAAGAGCUUUCUGAUGGACUCGAACUUCACUUUUGUGGGGAUUGAGGUAGCGGAUGACAUAGCAAAGCUCCAAAACGAGUAUGGACUUGGGUGUAGCAAAAGCGCGGAUAUCAGGGAGCUGGCAAAGAGAAAAUGGCCAGGACGGUUUAGAAGGCCUGGGCUGAAGGACCUGGCUUUGGAAGUUGUGGGUCUUUAUAUGAGGAAGCCCAAGCAUGUGUGCAUGAGUAACUGGGAGGCACGGCUGCUCACCGAAAGUCAAGUUGAGUACGCAUGCAUCGAUGCCUAUGCCUCUUAUAGGAUUGGCCACAAGCUUCUCCAUGAGAUCUGACCUUCCUUUCCGCCUUCCGACCGACCUUUAUAUCAUACAUGCUUUAAUUUGUCGUUACACAGUCGGUUUUUAUAUGUCUCUGGUUGUUCACUUGCGCUUUAAAAAUUAUAAUGUGUUUUCUUAAAGGAGGUCCUACUACUACUCACGGCCUUGCAAGGCGAAAACUUGGGGAAACCUCGAUCUGUUUAAUUUGUAUUUAUUAUGUGUGUGUGUGUGUUGGGGUGUUUUCCUUCCUAUUUACUUGAUAAGAUGUUGUGUUGGACGUGCUU
Molecule: messenger RNA, 1021 nt
Organism: Juglans microcarpa x Juglans regia
Lineage: Eukaryota; Viridiplantae; Streptophyta; Magnoliopsida; Fagales; Juglandaceae
Product: Werner Syndrome-like exonuclease
Exons: 2
Coding region: 120-752 (210 amino acids)
Biological process (GO): nucleobase-containing compound metabolic process
Cellular component (GO): cytoplasm; nucleus
Molecular function (GO): nucleic acid binding; 3'-5' exonuclease activity
Source: RefSeq, a predicted model, not a curated record